AUGGGUUCCCAUAUGGGACAAUCAACUCUUUUUACACGUCCAACCGGAUGUCUGCUUGGGCAGGAGUACACCGAGAAGGAGUGCGGAGUGCAGCACCGCGUGCAGUUCUUCGAGGAGGGCGAUAAGAUCUGUUUCUCGAGCCGCCCACUGCCCACCUGCUCGUCCAAGUGCAAGGCAUCGGACAAGUUCCCGAAAUACGUUGAUGUCCACUGCCGCGAUGCCAGCGACUCGGCCGCGCAGUACUUCAAGCAGCAGAUCCAGAAGGGCGUGAACCCGGACAUGAGCAGCAAGUCGGUCACCAAGACCGUCAAGUACUUCUUCCCGAGGAAGUGCUUCUACGCUUACUAA
Messenger RNA from Anopheles bellator, 348 nucleotides. RefSeq names its product vitellogenin-A1-like. The coding region runs from base 1 to 348 and encodes 115 amino acids. The transcript is spliced from 2 exons. The record is from RefSeq and is a predicted model, not a curated record. NCBI's taxonomy places the organism in Eukaryota, Metazoa, Arthropoda, Insecta, Diptera, Culicidae.